GAUCGAUCCGGACCUGUUUCGUCGUUUCAUAUAGAAGUUCUACCAAGAUGUCGACGAAAUGGCGCUUUUCACAAUUUAGUAUUUGUAUUUUCUCCGUUUAAAUUCAUUCCCGGCCGUUUAGUGACGUGAAAAAAUUGUUUUUCGAUGGAUUUUAAUGUACAUAAUCGAAUAGAAUAGUGUCCCGACGUUUAUCGACGUCCCCGAACCGAAUAACGGUUAAUAACUCACCACGUUUUCGUUUUUUUUUGAAGCAAAACACGUUUGUUUGAGUGAGAAAUCGUAGAAAUAUUUCCCAUACUUUCCUCGAAAAAUAUACCCUAUAUUGACCUUGGACAAAUUUAGCAGUACAUUUGUUGCCUAUUAACUCAUAAAUUGAAUUUUGGACUUUCGCAAGCCAUCCGGAAAUUGUGAUUGUGUAAAUAUUGCACUGGGCAAGUGAUAUGUGAAAAAUUAGGAAAAAAAGUGGUUUCAGAUGUUCUUGAUAUGGAAGUACGCUCCAUGAGAUUAGAUCAUGGGCCUAUACAGACUAAUAACAUGUCCUACCCUCCACGACAGCCAACUAAUCACAGACCUAACAUUAGCAACCAGAACGCCACCCAUGUAUCGGCAGCGGAAUUGUACAAACCAUCGAGGUCGCCACUGUCCAACAACCGAAUUCCCUACCCCACAUCCUCACAAUUGCAGCCUGCUGCUCCAUCGAGUGUCGCUCAAGUGCAGGCAAGGGUACCUCAGAGGUAUACUACACAAGGGCCGACCGCCGCCGUCGCCCCCUCCGUGCCGUCCGCCCCUUCACUACUCACUCCCGCCUCGCCCGUCUACCAUCGUGCCGCACCAACACACCAGCCGGACUAUGGCCGGCACACAAACCGGAUCUCGCUUCUGCAUCCGGAAUAUGGACCGGGUGGCCGACGGGACGCGUCCAACGCGGCGAACGCUUGCGGUCAGCAAAUUUUUCAUUCCGCUGGCCCCGGCGAACAACCGGUGAACAAGAAGAUGAGACUGGGAACCGAGAAGGAUAAUAUGCAACCAUUGAGGAUUGACACUAGACCGGGGGCGUACAAUCCUCAAGUAGAAGCGAUAUCUCCGACGUUGCCCGAGCAGAUCUCGCAAGAGGAAGCCUUUAAGACGACAAAGGAUGAGCUGAUCCAGCAAAUCAGCAAGGUGGACCGGGAGAUCUUAAAGGCUGAGCAGCAAAUCGUCAUCCUGAAGAAAAAGCAGGCGGAGCUGGAGGAGAUCGCGAGCAAGCCCACGAUUACUGGGGAAGUAGAGGAGGACACGGCGCCGAAACAUCAGAGCUUGCCGCAGAAAAUCUAUGCGGAAAAUCGAAAAAAGGCGCAGAGUGCGCACGCGCGUCUCGACUUGCUGGGACCGAAAGUGGAAUGGCCCCUGUACAACCAACCGACUGAUACUACCGUGUUCCACGAAAACAACCGAAGAAAUGUGAUGUUUAAAAAACGCUUAUUAGAAUAUUUUAAGAAGAAACAUAGUGAAAAAUAUGCAAGAAAUAACCAGUUAUCAGCAACUUAUAGUAAAUUGAUGCAAGAGUGGGUCCGGAAGGUAGAUAAAAUAGAAGCGAGCACGAAGAGGAAAGUGAAAGAAGCUAAAAAUAGAGAGUUCUUCGAGAAGAUCUUUCCCGAAGUACGGAGGCAGCGAGAGAAUAAAGAAAGGUUUAACAGGGUAGGCUCCAGAGUUAAAUCCGAGGCAGACAUGGAAGAGAUUAUGGACAACCUUCAAGAACAAGCCCUUGAAGACAAAAAAAUGCGAAGCCUCGCGGUAAUACCACCAAUCAUUUUCGACCUAAAAGAAAAACGAAUCCGGUAUACGGAUAAUAACAAUUUUGUAGAGGAUAUGGAUGCUGUGUAUAAGAGUCGAGAAUACCUAAACAUUUGGACGACGGGCGAAAAGGAAACAUUCAAAGAAAAGUACUUGCAGCAUCCUAAAAACUUUUACCAAAUAAGCCAGGCGCUGGGUGAAAGGAAGAGUGUGCAGGAGUGCGUGCAGCAAUACUAUCUUAGUAAGAAAACCGAAAACUACAAACAAUUACUGCGGAAGAACAAGCGUGAGAAGUUACGCGAAAAAAUCCGACAGUCGAGAAAUUCGGGGAAGGGUAACAAUAAUCCGAAUUUGUCCUUAGUAGAUACGUUAACAACGGGUGUAACGACGAGAUUGCAACGUGAGCAGCAGCAGCGCACGGAAGGUUCGUCGCGAUCUGCGGAAGCGUCCUCUUCAGCGACCGCCGCCGUAUCUACGGAAACUGCGAGCGCUGCAUCCGCCGCGAACAAUUCGUCGCCACCACCACCAGCAAUCGGGACGUCAGCAUCUCCAAGUCCGUUAAGUUUAGGAGGAACGACUACCACGAGCACCACGACCACGACCGCAUCGAGCAGUACCAGUGGUGCCACUAGUACUACGGCGACGGCAAGUACGGGGGACUGGACUGGGACGACGAGCACUACAUCGUCGACUCAGGGUCCUCCGAAAAGCCCGUCGCAGUCCACCUCAAUCACCUCCACUACCCCCUCUUCGUCUGUGAUUUUAACAUCCUCAUCUGCGUCGUCGGCAUCCACCGUCGCGACGCCUUCGACGACGUCCACCACCACGUCGACGCCCUCGACGUCUACGACUACGGUGACGUCGACCGAUGCGGUGACGUCGGUCGUGACGCCUUCAGAGUCAACAGCCGCUACUGCCGAAGACGAAUCGGCGUCCAAGGAUUCUUCUGUGGUUAAGUUCAACGAUUUUAACUCAUUUGAGGACUACAAUAACAGGAAGAAGUUUUUUGGAGAUAAUGUCGGCGGUGGGCCUACUUCCAAUGGGGAAAAAGAACUGGAGACAAAAGAAGAAAAAGACAAAGAGAACAUUACUGCAGAGAAAAAGGAUGGAGAUAGUACAGGCACCACCAGUGACGCUCUUUGUGAUCGAACUACGUCAGUUUCGACACCGACGCCAGAGAACAAAAAGAAAAAAGAGCGGCGGAAAGAAAAUCCAUCCGUCGAAUCCAGUGAUGAAGACGCCUCUAGUUUACAAGAUAAAACCAUCCAAGGAAACUGCGCGGUAUGCAAUGCCCAACUCGGUCCGCAACUACACUCUAGACCUUUGCAACCGAGCCACGCUUCCCAAUAUGGCCUCAGAGAGGAUCAAGUUACUAUAAACUCUCGGGUUUGCAACACUUGUCGGUGUAAGUGUGUCCGUUCUCGAUACACUCACUGCCCACUUCCUAGCUGUCCAAACUCUCGAGGAAGAGUAAAACGAUUACGAUCGUUCCCUUAUCGCCUUCAAGAUCUGCCAGCGGAUGUAAAAGAUCCAAUCUUACAAGAAUUUAGGAUUCCUAGUGGGGUGACAAAGUGUUGCUCUGCGUGUUUCAAUAGAAUCCAAAGGAGACUGGGUCCUGUAGAGGAAUGGCCCGAAGAAGAAGUGAACCAGUUAAAGUCGGCUCUGACUGAACUGGGGGCCAACUGGCAACUAGUCGGCGACAGGCUUAAUAAAUUGGGCCAUCAAGUGCGGAGCUUUUACGCUGCCAAUCGAAAAAGAUUAAAUUUGGAGAGUUGCCUUGGUGACCGCAAACCAACUUUAACAGACGAAGAAGAAUCUGGAUCCAGCACGUCAAGUUGUGAUGAACCCUUAAGAGAACGAGAACGGCACUCAAGCGAUACAACGAGUGCAGCUGAAAGCCCUCCAGUACCUGCUAAUCAAAACGCAGUGAAAAAAGAAGAUUACGAUUCCAGUGCGACUGAGACCGCUGACGAAGCUCAAACCGAUCAUUACCAGACUGCAACAAUUACACCGGUUGCUAACGAUUAUCAGCCGCGACCUCCACAAAUGAAUAAUUCUGUAACGAGUGUGAAGGAGCUGGUUAUGAACGUCAUUGAGAUAUCUUUAAAUAAAAAUUCCGGGGGACCACCAACCCUGCCAGUUCAAGGCCAAGGUUUGGCACCCACAAUAUCCUCCAUUUUGAAUAAUGAUUCCAAUGAAGUAACAAUAGUCAGCGAGUAUAAUUUGAACACUAUGCCUAACAGAUCUCAACCUCCCUUACAAUCUAGAGCUGACAUAAGCUUAGCGAAACUAGCAAAUACCAUUGGAGCAACAAUUACGCCCGUAACUGGGCCAAUUCGAACCCAACCCCAACCUGAAACUGUCCCAAGUACUAGAGAUGACCUUGUUGUCGUACAAGUAGCAGACGCCAGAGAAACUGUUCCUGAAACCCUAGAUCUUAGCAUUAAAAAACCGAGGGAGCCCAUGCCAGCAGCCCAUGCAAAACAUUUACAACCUCCAUCGAUCCAUAGAUCAGAACCUGCGUACAUGUACCAUGAGAGAAAAAGUCCCGCAUUUAUUCGUACAUCCCAACAAGUUAAAUUACCAAGUCCGCAGCCAGCCAAUACAAAGGCUGGGUCCAUUACUUUGGGCACACCGAUCAUUAAUCAACAAACAAGAUAUGAUGGCUUAUUACGUCAAAUGGGUCCAGACAAAAUGGGUUCGAUUACAAAAGGCACCCCAAUACAUACCUCCCACAGUCAGCUACAACAAGAUAAACGUGUAUACGAAUACUAUGCUAAGCAGGGACGUUUACCACCUUCACAACCUAAUAUGCCCCAACAAGCCCCUUAUCAAUAUUCGCAACCGAGGACAUCGUAUGAUCAGCAAAUCAGUUCACAAAUGACUUCUAGGCAGAUUAUCAUCGAUGAUUAUAUAACGUCUCAGCAGAUGCACAACAGAAGGCAGGAGAAGUCUCAAUUUUAUCCAACAAGUAGUCCGCAACAUCGAACACCGCCUCCACAGCAAAGUCAGCAGCGCCAAGGGGUUAUACAAAGGCACACAAGGCCGCAAUAUCAUGCACCACCUCCCGGACACGAAGCUUUGUCUACUUUGGUCGAAUUAUCUGUUCAGCAACCCAGUUUACCAGUUCCCAGUGCACCACAUGAAGGACUCGGUAAAACUAUCGCGGAUAAUAUCCUUGAACAACCGCAUAGGUUACAGAUGUUACAUCAGCAACAAAUAAGGCAGCAACAACAAAGAAUUGAUGAACAGAGAAGGGCGGCUUAUCAUCAGCAGCAACAACAACAACAACAACACCAGCAGCAACAACAACAACAACAACAACAGCAACAGCAACAACAAGUAAGGCAACAACAGCAACAGCAACAAGGUAGACAAGAUCCUAGCACGAUGACUGCUGCAAGCCUUAUAGACGCUAUAAUUACGCAUCAGAUUAAUCAAACAGCUGAUGGUGGUAGGGGAGAGGUCAUUCCCACGAGAGAGCCUCCCAGAGCUGGUGAUUCUUUAUUCCAAGUAUUCCAGCGGGAUCCUCCAGUGAGCCAGGAUAACGGUAUGAGGCCUGGGGCGAUAAUCAAUGUCGAUUUGGACAAUGAUGGUAUUAGCAAGAAUUUGACAGUGAAAGAACUGACCGAUUCAGUGAUAAGCCACGAUUUCAAUACUCGACCGGCAUAUUACCACUUACAAGAAUCGGAGCAGUGGAAGAGACGUUUGCAAGCACAACAGCAACAAAAGGAGGAGAGCAAACGGUCUGUCACUCCUCAACAACCGCCCCAGCAAGGACAAGACGAGAGGCAGAUAAUUCGAAUCGCACAGCCUCAAAAAUACCAUCAUGAGCCUGUAUCACCUCCUGAAAACAAUCAUUGGUCGGAGCAGCAACAAAACUAUAGACGGUAUCAGCAGCCUCAGUCUCAUAUAUCGCCACUGGACUACGUUAAGAAUCGAAUUGCAGAGGUGAUGCGUACUGAGGAUGAUAAGAAGGACGCGCAAGACAGUCACGGGCAAGACAAGGACAGAAGUGAUAGUCCAGGGGAAAUGGUAAUCGACGAGGAGAAGCACGAAAAUGAUUUCGGAGGAAGUCAGCAGCAGCAGCAGCAGGAGGGAGGACAACAGUCUCGACAACAACUCCAAGGGCCCCCACAGGGAAGUUAUGCCUACGCUUACGUGCAACACAAGGAUCCUACGAAUGAUGGUGCGCGAAAUAACGAACCGAAACCGCUUCUAAGUGCACAGUACGAGCCGUUAAGCGACGAAGAUUAGCGAUUAAGGAUGCGCGCUUUGUCGCGCAAUGGAGUUAUCUUUUCAGCGAAAGGAGCUUUGAAGUAACCGUUGAUUUGGUUUUUCGGCUUAGCCAAGUUCGUAGUUUGGGGGAGUAAUAGGAUUUUAGAGGGUUGCCUUGGUAAGUUUAGUUUUAGUUUUAAAGAUUAACUUGAAUGUAUAGAAUGUUUGAUUUCGUAAACCGUAUUCAACCCUCUACUGUCUUCUAGUCUCUGAACUGACGUGUUAUAAUUUGGUCAUAUAUUUGUAUAGAAAUCUUCAUAGGUGAUAUUUUUAGGUUAUGAAAGUAAAAUUUCAUUUAAUAUUUAAGAAGAGACCCUACGCGGUAUUGCUGUAAUUCGAGUCGAAUGUUGUACAUUUUAUUGUAAGACAGAGUUAUUUUGUCUUAUACCUCAUUGUUAUCUUAUUCCACGGGGAUUUUUUCUCCUUGUAGAAGCUUUGUUGAGUUACGAUUAAUAUUUCUAUUGUUCUGUAUUUAUGAAAACUCCUCAUUUGAGAGCAAAAAAUAAAGCUUUUAAUUUUUUCCCGUUUUAAUUUUUUUUGAUAUUUUGCAUAUUAUGAACAAACAGGUAAUGUGACAUGGUUUUAAAAUAGCUUUAUUUCAUUUCUUUUGGAAAGGGGGCAAGCAUUGUAUUUUGACAUAUUUCUACGUAUUUCUAUAAUGACCUUUUAAUUUAAAUUAGGUCACAGCUUAGGGAUUUAUUAACAAAAAAACCGUUAUAUAUUCUUAAUUAAAUUAGAGUGAUAUGGUUGCCCCUUAAAUUUAGAGAAUUUAGAUGUACAGGGAGUUACUUAAUGGUAUGGCCUAGUUUAAAGGAGACAUUCCUGGAUCGAUUUUAAGUUGAAAAAUUUAUAUAAAUAUGGGCCCUAAACUGCUUAGUUUUUAAGAUAUAGUGUGUUAACGUUUUAUUUUAUUUUACAGCUUUUCGAAGACUAUUUGAAAUAUUGAACUAAAUCUUGGUACAGGAUAUUUUGCUAUGAAAUAGUUAUUUAUGUAAUAAGUGUGUAAAAUUAUCCUUUUUUUAUGAAUGGGAAAUUUGACAAUUCCCAUAAACAAAAAAAAGGGAUUUUACACACGUGUAACAUACAAAAUUUUUUCUACUACAGAAGAAAACAUUCAAAAAAUCAAAGAUCUCGAAUUACUUACGCACUAGUGCGUAAAAAAGACGUCAAAAAAUGUUUUGACAAAUUAUAAGUUAAAUGUCAAAUAAACGUCAAAUCUUCAAGUCAAACGUCAAUUAUUUUUAGGCACUAGGGCGUAAAAAGUGAAACUUUACGUCUAUAUUAAGCGUCAAAACAUAUGCAUCUUCGAAAACUGACAAUAAAAUAAAACCUUAAGACAAUGUAUCUUAAAAACUGAGCAUUUUAGGACCCACGUUUAUAUGAACUUUUCGACUUGAAAUUGGUUCAGGAAUGCCCCCUUCAAAUUAUGAUAUACCACUAAGUAGCACCCUCUCUAGGUAUUUUUUCACAUUGAUUCAGAAUUUAUACAUGUUUCUAAAAUCUCGGAUUGUCUUUAUUUUUAUCGAUUUAACUGGCAGCUUUUUGGUUCUGUGGAAUAAGGUACUUGGUGAAGUUUGCAACAGUGUAGCGUCCAUACUUAGUUAAUUUUUUUAUGUAACUUUAUUAGGUAUAAUAAUAAUAUUUGUAGAUAACAUUUAUUUAAUUUACAUUUGAAUUAUUGUAAAUAAUUUGUAAACUAAAAUGGAGUAAAAAUAUCUAAUAAGUCGAGAAUUAGAAUGUAGGUGAAAAUAAGUAAGCUAUAUUAUAUUAUAAAAAUGACAAAUAUGUCUUAUAUUACGUAAGGUUUUCAUUUCUUUUUGAUUGUUUGGUUUAUGCGACGCAUAUUAUCGAUAAUAAAGUUUUUUGCAUUUCCAUACAUACUAAUUAAGAGUUUUGAUUUUUUUUGUAAUUGUUUUUUUUUUAUAAGGUGAGAGCACUUGCGUUGCUUUGAGUGCAAUUUUAUUUAGGAAUUUACGUUUGUGGUCUGUUGUAUCGAGAACUUAAAUAUUUUUAUCGAAUUCAUUAUUUUUAUUAGUACAAUAAUUCUUUUUUAUUUACAUCAAUUUAGGACGGGUAAGUUAUUCAGUGAUAUUAUUGUUUAAAGUUUAUCUUUGAAUUAACCAUGGAAUUACUUUAUGUAACUCAAAGAUCGAUUUUUUUCUAAAUCAUUGUCAAUUACUGAAAAUUUUUAAUUAACUCGAACGAAUAAUUUUCUUUUGUUAAAAAAGAAGGUAAAAAUAAAAAGUAUUUUGGAAAUUUCAAGCCUUUUGACAGAAGGUUUCACGAGGUACUGAGUGUGUAAGCAAAGUUUUUCCUGGAUGUCUCACCUGCCUGUUUUACCAAUAAUUAUGCCGGUACUGCAGAGAGUCAUGUAGUAUAAAAGUAGCAAAUGCUCAAAAAAUUUAAAGUGGUCCUAGAAAAAAAUAUUGGAAAUAAAUCUGAUCUUGUUGUCCUGUACAUAAUUUAAUAAUCAACAUCAAUAAAGAUUUUAUUAGAGUUCUAUAGCUAGUCUCAGAACCUACAGGGUGCCUUUUAGAUUUAAAAAAAAGAUUGGUAGUUUUAUUUUAUUAAAUUUUUGUAUAUUCAGGGUGGUGGGCACAGUAUUUAAUAAAACAUGGUUUUCUGUAGCAAAGUAUUGAAAUAUGUACUGAUUUAAAAAAUAUUCAUUUGGGAAUUAUGUAUGCAACAAAAUAUUUUGUAAAUGGCUUUGCUGGCAUAUGCCUAUUCUUUUGACGAAAUAUUCAAUAACGUUAUUGUAUACGUGGUGGUAUUUCCUUGAUACAACCUCUAAUUUCAGCUUUAAAUGAUUCAAUGGUUGCAGGCUUAUUGGUAUAAAGCUGUGACUUCAGAUUCCCUCCAGCCAGAACUCUGAAAGGCGUUAAAUCGCCAGAACAUCGAAGCCAAUUUCGAAACAGACCAGUCUUUGCAGUUUAGCCAGUUUUUGGACAUUGGUGACCUUUACCGCACGAAUCUGUAGUCGGAGACCCUUGAUCGUCUGACUGCAGUAUAAGGGUUUUAGACCCCAUGCAUCCUGUACCUAUUGUUCUCCGUAAUUGCCGUAUUUGAACUUUUGCCUUAUUUAUUACCUGCUCCUGGUGAGUUUGCUGCCUAAAGUAACUCCAAAAUGUCUGACGUGCUGCCCCAAUGUUAGGCGAGUCUGAUAUAUAGUCGGAUAUGUCAAAUUCCGCCUCUUAGAGCGAGAAUGAGCUUCGUCUUCUAUGGGUUGACAGGCAGCCCUGUCUCCUGACACCACUUUUCCAGCAUAUUGUGUUCACGAAUAUGCCCGUGAUGCAUAAUCAUCGUCUGCGUAUGCUUGAGCAUAGAAUCCUUCAUGUUCUUCCUGAGGAGACUGACCAUCACCAGACACCAGAGGUGUGUCGAAAGGCAACUGCCCUGUGGGCAGCCACCCUUCACCCUAAUCUCGACACGAUAAUCUCUUAGUGUAUCUUCCGGUUUUCCAGCGCCGUUUUGACCCACCUGACCAGAUGAACCGGAGUACCACUGGUCAGAACUUCUGCCAGUUUUUGCACUUCAUUUUUUUAAAACAUCCUGCAGUUUCUGAAAGGUGCCAACCUUUUCUUUCUCAAUCUUUCAAGUAUUUUUAUAAACAAAACUACAAUUCUGUAAUUUUAACUACAGUUUGGACGUUAAUUCUCAAUAAGUACAUGGACCUGGGUAAAAUUACAUAUCUUUUAAUUCAAAGUUUUGCUUUGAAGGCACUCGUGGAGUGAAACAAAACAAAACAUUUUGGCUAUGUUUUAAAUUUAAAGACUUUGCGCCGAAGUAUUAUUCCUAAGUUUUUAAACGGUUACCCUAAUGAUGGCAGGCAUCUGUAUAUUAUUAUAAAAAUUAUUAACAAAUAGAUAUAAUUUAACUCGAUGAAGUCUCGAUACAACUUACCACAGUUAGCAAGCAAAUUAGAAAAACACGAAUUGGGUUUACAUAAAAUAGUAUGUAUAUGAUAAUGCGUUGGACUUACCGUUAUAUCGGGGAUGUAUAUAUUCAUAUUAGGCUAAAACAUAAAUUUAAUAUACUAGAUAUGGUGUAAGAGAGAAAGGGAGCGGAGUGUACUGUGGGGGCGGAGCUUUCCUCCUGUUACAUACAUGUAUAUAUUUGUGAAUUUUUUAAUUUUUAUCUGUUUUACAAUGGUACAUAAUAUUUUAAGUCUGCGCUUUAGCGUCUAACCUUUAGACGAACUGAUAAUUUUUCUACACUGUAAAACAAAAUGCUUCCAGAGUUGAAUGUACACGUCGAAUUUUUUUAGUUUGUAACUACUUUCAGAUAAUGACUUGUUAUUUUGUUGAAAUAAAUCAAUAUCAGUUGGAAA
Anthonomus grandis grandis is the source of this 10378-nucleotide messenger RNA. RefSeq lists its product as uncharacterized. Gene Ontology annotation, biological process: regulation of transcription by RNA polymerase II. The coding region runs from base 484 to 6030 and encodes 1848 amino acids. Lineage: Eukaryota; Metazoa; Arthropoda; Insecta; Coleoptera; Curculionidae. The record is from RefSeq and is a predicted model, not a curated record. The transcript is spliced from 13 exons.